Tilletiaria anomala UBC 951 is the source of this 2782-nucleotide messenger RNA. Its product is annotated as OPT-domain-containing protein. The record is from RefSeq and is a predicted model, not a curated record. Gene Ontology annotation, biological process: transmembrane transport. The coding region runs from base 197 to 2656 and encodes 819 amino acids. Lineage: Eukaryota; Fungi; Basidiomycota; Exobasidiomycetes; Georgefischeriales; Tilletiariaceae. The transcript is spliced from 17 exons. Gene Ontology annotation, molecular function: oligopeptide transmembrane transporter activity.
CUCUUAAGAGCUCAGAGGUGGGGUUUACGUUCUACCUUUAGCUCACUUUCACCAAGGACAGGUACAUCGUCCCCCGCACUUUGACUCGUCUCAUUAUCCGCAAAAAUCAGCGGGUCGCAGUUCAAACGUGCGGUGGUUGAUUACUGGUGCGUCUUCUUCGCCGAAAGCGCAACGGCGAGCGUCCAUUUUGCAGGCGAUGGCAGAUCGCCCGGGAGCGCCGAGCUCCGCGACCGGCAUCCCCUUUACACCUCUGUGCAACCGCAUGCUCGAUAGCAGCGGCGCUUCAUCGAUGACCAUUCCAGAUGGACUCCCAAGUUUGAGAAGCAAUGGAGUGAAUGAUAUCAGUAGCGGAAACAGCACACGAAAGCAAGGCUAUGGCCGCGGCUACGAAGAUGACGACGAGGGAGAAGGCGAGGACAUUGAGCUGAAUCGGCUCUUACCCGAGCGUAGCCGGAGCCGGCUUUCACUCGACACCAUCGAGGGAGGCUAUGGUCGCUCCCCACGGACGCUGGACGAGGGUAAAAGUGGAUUUGCUACUGAUGACGAUGACGACAGCGAUGAUCCAAUGAUCCUCGUGUCCAAAGCGGUACCCGAAACGGACGAUCCGACACUUCCGGCGCUUACUGUCCGCGUCAUCUUGAUCGGAAGUGUGCUCUGCGUGGUGGGAGCUGCGAUCAGCCAGCUGUUCUUCUACAAAUCCAAUUCGCCAUCAUUUUCGGCGUACUUCGUCAUUCUCAUCUCUCUUCCGAUCGGGAGAUGGCUCGCCAAGGUGAUGCCUGCAUGGAGGGUCAUCGUGCCCAUUAUUGGCGAGUUCAGUCUCAACCCAGGCCCGUUCUCCAUCAAGGAGCAUCUCCUCAUCGCGGUGCUUGUCACAUCGGGCGCAACGAGUGCCUACGCGUCCGACAUUAUCAACAUACAGGAGCUCUUUUUCAAACAGCAUAUGAGCACCGCCUCGUCGCUUGUCCUGCUCCUCACCACUCAGACUCUUGGCUUUGGCUUCGCGGGCAUCGUGCACAACAUCCUUGUCAAGCCAGUCGCGAUGAUAUACCCCAGCAGCCUGGUCACGACCAGCUUGUUUCACACAUUGCAUGGGCAGGGGUCGAAGUUGACGACCGUCCGACUCCGAUUCUUCAUCAUCAUUUUCGUUGCAAUCUUCAUCUACCAAUUCAUUCCGACACUCAUCAUCCCCUCUCUCUCAAGCAUUGCUCUUCUCUGCUUGGUUGACAACAGAAAUCCGACAUUCCGAGUGCUCUCGAGUGGUUACAAAGGGUUUGGACUGCUCAAUUUUAGCCUCGACUGGAAUGCGAUCGGAACUAGCGGCCCGCUCUUUCAACCUUGGGCCGCAUGCAAUUUUUACGCAGGAAUUGCAGGAAUGAUGUACAUCGUCACGCCUAUCCUCUACUUUUUCAACUUCUGGGACGCGAAGCGGUUCCCGUCACCCGUCGGCCCUGAUUUGUUCAACUCAACGUUCCAUAAGUUCGAAGUCAACACCAUUUUGACUUCAGACAAUUCGCUUGACCCUGCAAAAUGGUUGGCGGCAAAGCCACUCCUCUUGACACCCUUCUUCGCUUUGACUUACGGGCUGAGUUUUGCAAUUUUGACAUCGAUGAUCACACACGUUUACCUGUGGCAUAGCAAGGACAUCAAGCGUGCUCUCUUUUAUCCGCAUUACGACGAUGCCCACAAUCGCCUCAUGAUGGCCUACCACAAUGUGCCCACAUCGUGGUACCUCACCGUCCUAGGACUUUCGAUGACGGGCUCCAUCUGGCUAGUCGCCACCCAUGAUGAAUUGCAGCUUCCAAUCUGGGGUUUGCUGCUCGCCACCUGCAUCGGAUUCGCCUUCCUCGUACCCGUCGGUGUGCUCAAGGCUGUUAGCGACACAUCGAUAGGUCUCAAUGUCAUCACUGAGUUUGUCGCUGGCUUUUUCAUUCCAGGGAAGCCGAUUGCGAACGUCCUCUUCAAAGCACAGGGUUACUUAAGCAUGUCCCAAGCAUUGGAUCUCGUCAGCGAUCUCAAGCUUGCGCACUACAUGAAAAUCCCGCCGAAGCACAUGUUCAUCACCCAGAUUUUGGGAACAGUCAUUGGUUGCUGCGUGAAUUUAAUCGUGGUUAACAUCGUCCUCUCCCCGAAAAGCGGAUAUCGAGCUUUCUUGGACGGGUCAAAAGUUGACCCGACCGGUCAGUGGGAUGGGCGAAAGGUGCACAUCUUCUACUCGGCAAGUGUGAUUUGGGGCGUCGUAGGGCCAGCACAAUUCUUUACCGGGAAAUAUUCGAUUUUGUAUUGGGGUUUCCUUGCAGGUCUGGUUCUGCCCAUCAUCCCCUGGCUGCUCCACAAGCGCUGGGGCCGUAAGCUGCCAUUUCGUCGGGUGGCCUUUCCCAUUCUUCUUCACGCAGCGGCUGGCCCACCACAGAUUCCGACCAACAUCAUUACGUCCGGCUUCAUUGCAGCAUGGCUGUCCCAAAAAUACGCGCGUGAGAAACACCCAAGGUGGUUCGAGCGCUUCAACUACGUCUUGAGUGCAGCGCUGGACGCUGGAUCAAGCAUCAAUGCCUUGUGCUGCUUCCUGCUCUCCAUCACUGUCCUGAAAAUGUUUGCAAUGCCGCAUUGGGCAGGCAACCCUGUCCGCGACAGCGAGCACUGCACACCAGCGAACUGAAUGCAGGAAGACAUUCCCAGUAGCAAGAUACAAUGCCUCUUUGCCAGACAUGCAUAUAUCAUCAUAGACGCAAAACAGUAGUGUAAGCCUUUCGUAUUUGAUAUAGAGAGGCCCUUAUCGCGUAAA